Messenger RNA from Diaporthe batatas, 1635 nucleotides. RefSeq lists its product as uncharacterized. Bases 1 to 1635 code for a protein of 544 amino acids. NCBI's taxonomy places the organism in Eukaryota, Fungi, Ascomycota, Sordariomycetes, Diaporthales, Diaporthaceae. The transcript has 6 exons. The record is from RefSeq and is a predicted model, not a curated record.
AUGGCUAGACUCUUCUUUAUCACGCUGGUUUCUCAAGUGUUCGGCGCUCUGACGAGCAACCUGCACCGGCGACAAGAAGAGACCAGAAAUAUCCAGCUUCAAGUCCCCGAAAGCGUGCCUGAAGGCCGUCAAAUUGUCGAUGCCAGUUUCCAAUCAUAUUCUAUUGAGUUCUCCUACAUGCUAGAUUUCGCAGGUAAUGCAAGCCAUCCAAAUGUUUAUUCCCACCAGAUGCUACAGAACCUAGGCGAUAUUGCUGGUUCAUAUCCCAUCAUCCGUGCGGGUGGGACAACACAGAACCGCAAUACCUAUGUCGCAAACCAGUCUGAGGCAUUGAUAGCAAGAUUUUCGACGCCAGGCGCGGAUCAGCCAGCCUCGCUGACGGUCGGGCCUGCUUGGUUCGAGUCGUUCCAGCAGUUUCCAGAGGGUACCAAGUAUAUCUACGGUCUUAACUUUUAUGACGGCGAAGAAGGCAUGGCCCAAGCCGUGCUACAGGCUGGUGCCGCUUACCGUGGAAUUGACAAGGAUCUGUAUGCCUUCGAGAUUGGCAACGAAGUCAACUCCUGGCCUGGUGGCAGUCGUCGCCCGGCAAAUUACACAACCAAGUCGUACGUAGAUCAAUGGACGGAGUUCGCAGACGCGAUAGGAAAAGACGCACUUGGCGAGGACGAUGCAAAGCUGCAGCCUCUAUUUCAAGGUUGUGCGUUCACAGCACCACGAGACAUUGAUCCUGGCAACAACUCAGUUUGGAAUGUCCAAAGCGUGCUUGAGCUGGGAUUGGCCCGAUCUGGUAGGCUGAAAACAGUAGCUGACCACGACUACAUGGGAGCCAACUGUGAAGGUUCCAAGAUCCCUACUAUCAAGGACAACAUUCUAAAUCACCAUCGGAUGACAUCCCUGAUGUGGUAUCACGAAGCUCUCGGUAAUUUCAGCGCCUCACAAGGCAUGCCAUAUGUACUUGGCGAGACCAACUCAAUCUCUUGUCAGGGGACGCCUGGGGUUUCAGACGCUUUCGCCUCCGCUCUAUGGGCAGUUGACUACGUCCUGUACGUCGCAACGCUUCGGAUCUCGCGCCUACACUUCCACAUGGGCACCGCUUACCGUUAUUCACCGUGGCAGCCAAUUACUGUCAACGGCACGGCGCCCUUUGCCAAACCUCUUUACUAUGGAAACCUUUUUACAGCCUCGGCGUUGUCAGGAGGUAACAAGCAGGUCCAGAUAUUGUUGAACGAGACAUCUCUUACCGCUUACGCCGUGUUCGAUGCCGGCAGCUCCGGGUCCGACAUUGCCACCGCCCAGGGCUCUGCUUCCGUACAGCAAAAGCUGACUUCACUGGUUCUUCUGAAUCUCAACAUAUACAACUCGACUUUCACGACGCCGCGCCCAUACACGAGCUUCGACUUUACUCUCCCGGCUGGUGCUGGUAACGUUUCCAUCCGGUCUUCCGACGUCCAAGUCUAUCGUCUUACAGCGCCGGGCGUUGAAGUAGCAAGCAAUGUUACAUUUGCAGGUCAAUACGUAGAUAACAGCUCAGGUGUCUUGAUCGGGGAGAGGGCCGUCGAAGAGGUUGAGGAUCUGGGCAAUGGAGAGGCCAGGGUGAGAGUUGGUGACGGAGAAGCCUUGUUGAUCACAUUUUAG